GGAACACAUGAUUUUCAGAGACGUCAACAGAUGGAUGGUUAAAUCUAUUUGCUUUAUUUAUGUUUUUACGGUGUGAACUGACAGAAUGACUAUCGCGGAUCUCUGGGAUCAGAGAAUUUCUGCCUUUCUGCUGAGUCCAUCUCAGUUUUUGGCCACCAGCACCUCUGAGAUUUUCCUGGCUGAACUCCUACACGAACUGCGGAAUGAUAAAAUCAAUGAUCAACUUAAGACUCUCCUUGUGUCUGCACUACUGGAGCAUCCAACCAUUCUGUGCCCUUCUGCCUCAGUGGGAGAAGAAACGGCUCUCGAACUGCUGUCCAUUUUUUCUCAGACACCACAGAAGUCCAUCAGCCUCAAGUGUAAUGUCAUGCUGGCGAUCACUAACGUGAUAAUAUGCACUUCCUGUUUGGUCACCCACACAAAGAUGGCUGAAGACUGGCUGGACCUUUUAUUUCAGACGAUUCAGGACACCAAUGACUACAGAUGCGGUCAAUCCCAGCAGCCUUUAAGAGCCACUGCUUGUGACUGCCUACGAGAAAUGGAAACCUGUAGCCCCGGUCUUCUUUCCCAAAAGUUGGAGGCCUUAUAUCUUCUAAAACAGCAAGAAACUACAGUUCUGCAUCAGUCCUAUUGUAUGCUGUAUACAUUAGGGUUGAAGAACGCCAUACAGAUCUUGACGAACCAAAAAGACGUUACCGAUUUAGAGUUCAAAAGCAUAUUAGGAGGAAACGAAGGGUUUGCAUGGACAACUUAUCAAAAUUUCUUACCAAUUAACAUGAUGGUGCAAGUCCCACAGUUGCCUCCAGGAUUGGAUUGUAAAGAACUCAAAUCAAUAAUAUCUUUACUUCUGGAGGAGUCCUACCUACUAACACCAAUUUCCCAGUCCUCCCUAAUGAGGGAUCUUGUAGAAGUUGUCGCAAUGGUGCCGGGACUUACUCCAACGCUAUUUAAAUCACAGCUUCUGCGACUGUUUGGCACAGCAGAAGUUGUGCUCAUGCAUGCCACGCUCUUUAUGAAAGACACCUUCACAGAUAGUCUUUUCACUGCUGAGGAUGAGAACUUUCUGCUUAAGCGCCUGGUGGGAUCAGCCCAGCAUCCGCUUCUAAGAAUUCCCGAAAAACUGUUCUACAUGGACUGCAUCCUGCAUUUCCCUGAAAACCGACCCAUAUCUAGUAGUGGUGAAGAAAGCUUACCUGUGCUGGUUACGCCACGUCUUGCAGCAUCUCUUCUUCCUACAGUUUUCAAUGACAGUGCUACUAUGCUCUGCAGACUGAACCUUCUGUGCCUGGUGCACCUUGAAGCAAAUGAGGGUGAAGCAGAUAAAGGAAUCACCUACCUGUUCGAUCACGUAAUGGCACUUUUGAAAAUUGUAGACAGCGACGGUAGCAGAGAAGUUGUCGUGACUUCCUUCAGGGCCUUGUUUAUUUUUCUUAUGCACUUCAAUGGCAUGGAAGAACUCUCAGAGAAGCUGAUCGACAAAUUACGUGAUAUUUAUUCCAGACAUUGCAGACUUGCUCCAAAUUUAAUUGGCCUUGCAGAUCGAAUUCAAGAGUGUUUAGACGACCCUAUCUGGUCAGUUAAGUUGUUGAGAGGACUUCAGAAAUGCAUUAUGGAGAUGCCUCCAUUGCAAUUGACGAUUCACAAUUUGAGUUGGCACUUGAAAGUCUUGAAAAGAGUGGCUAAAGAAGGUCAGAUCACCCAAAGGAACACCAUUUACCUUCUUCUCAACGUUCUCAUCAACUCCAACUUGUGUGAAAGAGGCAAGUGGCAGAUUGGAAAUGCAGUUCUUGCUGUUUGUCGCAAUCUUUUGGAGCACCCUUCGAUUGAUCAGGUGUUCAUCGAGUUGGCUGAUCUUUUGCAAUACAUUUCUGUUAAUUACAAUGACACGGACAUCAAAGAUCAUGCUCGCUUUUACUACACAUUACUAACCAACCUUUCAUGGGAAAAGCUGACAGGCAUUCUUGCCAAAGGUCCUGAUGGAGGACGUGCCAAGGAGCGCUCGCAUUCAGCAAUUAUGGCUGAGAGUGAAGGGAUUGCGAGUAACCUGACAGUGUGCAAAACUGAACGGCAUGUUUUACAACUCAUUAAAAUCCGAGAUAAAGUUUCACAAAGCACUUCAGAAAGUUCUGAAUCAUUGGAGGCAACAGGAGAGGCUAGGAACUGGUUGGAGGUUUAUCAAGAACAAUUCCAGACACCUGGGUUUGGUUCGGAGGUCACUUUAAGGUACAACCUGACUCAUGCAGAAGAAACUGAUCCUUUAUUCGAUAGAGUCUUUUCAAUCUGUUUGCAUUUUGGGCUGAAAGACUCAAACUAUGCAAAGGUGAGCGACAUCCAUGUACCAUGUGUGUUUAGAGACCGAAAGCCCCCUGAGGUCAACGUCAAGCUUAAACCAUUUCAACCCUAUCCAACUACAUUAUGCGUGAGUGCAAUGUUUACCACCCAAGAUGGACGCUCAUGGCACAGCCAACUACCUGAUGUGAGUAUUUCAUUCCCAGAGAUAUUCCUACCUUUACCUAUAGCUACAAACACAUCAAGUGCAUGCAGAGAGCAAGUGUUUGAUCGCAUCUGGGAGUCCGCAGCCACUGGGAAUCCUGACAAAUCUGCCAUUAGUUUGUUCUGUUUCAAAACUGGAGAUGAAAGUCUAGCCGAUCUGAUAAAGACACAUUUUCAGGUUUACCUGAUUGCAGAUCAGCAAAGGGAAAGAUUUUGGAAAGUCUUGUUCUUUCUUCCACCCAUGUGCCAUGUGCUUUUGAGGAUUACACAGGCUGAGGAUGCCGUUCAGGUCAGCAUCGCAACGGACAACUGGGAGCUAUUACCAUUUGUGAACUCUUACCUCCGAAACAUUACUGAUCAAUGUAGCACAACAGUAAAAGAUGGCUAAAUGGAUACUUUGCAGUUUACACCGAUGAUUUUAAACCAAUUAAAUAUAUUUUAUUACUUCUUUGUUUUGAUAUAACACAAUUUCUUUUUGUAUAUUAAACCUUUCACUAACACGUCUUUGAACAUUAUAUAUGUAUGUCCACAUUAUACUGUUUCGUGUGUAGGAAGCGCUUUUUACUGCUUUACAGAAGGUACUGAAUAAAUGAUUUAAUGAAAUCCCAAUGCCCAAUAGACAUUAGUAGUU
This is a messenger RNA of Danio aesculapii, 3124 nucleotides long. RefSeq names its product adaptor related protein complex 5 subunit beta 1 (gene ap5b1). Gene Ontology annotation, cellular component: lysosomal membrane; AP-type membrane coat adaptor complex. The transcript has 3 exons. Bases 86 to 2881 code for a protein of 931 amino acids. The record is from RefSeq and is a predicted model, not a curated record. Gene Ontology annotation, biological process: endosomal transport. NCBI's taxonomy places the organism in Eukaryota, Metazoa, Chordata, Actinopteri, Cypriniformes, Danionidae.